Molecule: messenger RNA, 624 nt
Organism: Cynara cardunculus var. scolymus (artichoke)
Lineage: Eukaryota; Viridiplantae; Streptophyta; Magnoliopsida; Asterales; Asteraceae
Product: germin-like protein 9-3
Exons: 1
Coding region: 1-624 (207 amino acids)
Cellular component (GO): cell wall
Molecular function (GO): manganese ion binding
Source: RefSeq, a predicted model, not a curated record
AUGGCAUCAAAGCUUAAAAUCUUCAUGUUACUUGCAGUUGUUUGUGCCACUCUCAACCUAUCAAUGGCUGGAGAUCCCGACAUCCUCACGGACUUCGUCGUGCCUUCUAAUCUAGGCGGCCCUCUUGACGGAAACUUCUUCACAUUCACCGGAAUGAGAGCUCUUGUCGGGACACCUUUUCCCACAACAUUUAAGGUAUUAAAAGCAAGCAUGGCUGAAUUCCCGGCCCUUAACGGGCAGAGCGUUUCUUAUGCAGUUCUCCAGUUUCCGGCAGGCACGGUUAACCCGCCCCACACCCAUCCUCGGGCAUCCGAGCUAUUGUUUGUCCUCAUGGGUUCAUUAGAGGUUGGGUUUGUUGACACCACUAAUAAACUGUUCACACAGACGCUGAAACAAGGCGAUAUCUUUGUGUUCCCCAAGGGACUCGUUCACUUCCAGUUCAACAACGAUGCCAAGAAUCCGGCUCUGGCCCUCUCGGCAUUUGGCAGUGCAAAUGCGGGAACUGUGUCAGUUCCUAAUUCGGUUUUCAAUACCACCAUCGAUAACCAGAUCUUGGCGUUGUCAUUCAAAACCGACCUUGCCACCAUUCAGAAGAUAAAAGCCGGACUUUCCGGCAAAAUUUAG